Stylophora pistillata is the source of this 1198-nucleotide messenger RNA. RefSeq names its product transmembrane protease serine 3. The record is from RefSeq and is a predicted model, not a curated record. Gene Ontology annotation, molecular function: serine-type endopeptidase activity. NCBI's taxonomy places the organism in Eukaryota, Metazoa, Cnidaria, Anthozoa, Scleractinia, Pocilloporidae. Gene Ontology annotation, biological process: proteolysis.
AUGGUUGUACUCGAUUUAAUGUUGUCAGGAUACAGAUCUUGUGGUAAAAGAUUUUCUGAUCUAAGGAGUGACAGUGCGAGCCUAUUUCGUCGCAUCGUGGGAGGUACCCAGAGUGCACAGGGCGCAUGGCCCUGGCAAGUUGCUUUGCUCUUCAAUCAGUCACAGUUCUGUGGAGGCUCCCUCAUCUCUCCUCACUGGGUCGUAUCGGCUACUCAUUGUUUCCACGAUUCAUAUACCUCUACAAAGCCAUCAGACUGGAAAGCGGUCCUAGGUGAACAUCAUUUGGUUGACAAAGAAGUAUUUGAGCAGAGCAGGGACAUUGAAGCGAUUUAUCUUCAUCCAAAAUACAAGUCAAUGUUCCUUGAAGGAAUUUACGAUACGCCACCCGAUUAUGAUGUGGCCCUACUUCGUCUGUCAGAGCCUGCCAUCUAUGACCACUUCGUUUCUCCGAUUUGCCUCCUUCGUCCGACGAUGAAAUUCCCCUGGGGAAAAGAAUGUUAUGUGACUGGUUGGGGCCACACCCAAUGGAAUAGCGCACAACCUGACAUUCUGCGCGAGGCCAAGGUACGCCUGGUCCCACCGAAAAUUUGCAAUAGCGCCAAAUCCUACAAUGGAACCGUUCAUAGCAGGGCUCUUUGCGCUGGAUUCGAGAAAGGAGGUGUCGAUGCUUGUCAGUACGACAGUGGAGGUCCUCUAGCAUGCAAGCACCGCGGGCGCUUUUAUCUUACAGGAAUAGUUUCCUGGGGUCAUGAAUGCGCACGGCCGCACAAAUAUGGUGUGUACGCUAACAUGUUUAUAGUCACCAAGUGGGUGGAGGAAGUGAUAGGCAAUUAUGGCUUCGUAGAGAUCUAGAUUGUUUCAUGAUCUUAAGAUCCAAAUUACUCCCGUAACGAUGAAAAAUUCUCCGAAAACUUAUUUUAAUCAAAUCUGGCAGGAAUCACCGUACCUUUACUCCUAUAUCAGCAUUUUUUUAACUCAGUUAUUUUUUCGAUUUGCUUCAUUAAUCUUUUGUAUAAUUAUGCUUAAAAGGAACAUUUAAGACGAAUGACCUGUUAUCACCUUGUCAUGGAAAAAAGUAUCAGUUUCUUCAACGCUGAUCGACUGUCUUAGCGUUAAUUUAUUUUUUCCCCUUCCGUAAGAAUUAUUCAUCAACCAUUGAUUAAGUUUUAUGGAUUUUUACCAAUGACGUUUGCUAGCG